This is a messenger RNA of Pararge aegeria (speckled wood butterfly), 6051 nucleotides long. RefSeq lists its product as uncharacterized. The transcript is spliced from 3 exons. Lineage: Eukaryota; Metazoa; Arthropoda; Insecta; Lepidoptera; Nymphalidae. The record is from RefSeq and is a predicted model, not a curated record. The coding region runs from base 147 to 1478 and encodes 443 amino acids.
AUCUUGAAUUCCGCUCACUCAGACCCGCGCCUGUCUCGCGGCCAACGCACGUAGGUACUCCGUUCUCGAUCCGAGUGGCCGAACAAUAACUUAUCAAUUGCAGUGUCUUCUAGUGAAUUAGUGUCAUGUGAUAGUGAAGUGCAAAAAUGGAAUCGACGCCGAUCUGUCGGUGCCGCGUGUUGUACCUCGGCUCGGCGGUGCCACAGCAGAGCAAGGACGGAUUACAAGGCAUCCAGGAGCCUUUGCGCGAGUUGUAUCCGGAAAAGGGGGCGACUACCGGCGGUAUAGAUUCGUGGCUCUCGGUUUGGUCGAAUGGAAUCUUGCUGGAGAAUGUCGACGAGAGCGGGUCUAGGGUGUCAAGGUUUUUCCCAAUUUCGAGUUUGCAUUAUUGCGCAGCUGUAAGGCGUGUGAGUGUGGAAGGUGCGCCUAGGUUUCUACCCUUGGAUUCUCCGUUCGCCAGGGCACCAGCGCCAAGGCGUCCACCUCUAUUUGCGGCGGUUUUACGUCGCACUCAAGGUAUAAAAGUGCUGGAAUGUCACGCGUUCAUCUGUCGUCGUGAAGCCGCCGCGAAUGCUCUCGUCCGUUGUUGUUUUCACGCGUACGCUGACAGCUCUUAUGCAAAACGGUUAGAGGCAGAACGGUCGCCAUCACAGUUACCACCCGACGGCGAUGAGGAACUAGAAGUAUUCGACGGUGAUGAGAAUCACAAGGUAUGGGUGGGAGAAGUAGAUCGCGAUGAUGCGAGUGACGAUAUCCCUCACCCUGCACGCGCACCUCGUCCCCGACAAAUCACUCGACCUGCAUCCGUACCUCCGCCGCCUCCACCGCCCGAGGAGCCCAAAAAGAAGACAACUUCUAAGAAGUCCAAGAAGAAAUCAUCGGCGUCAGCAGACGAGCUUUACGCCACGAUGCCUGGCCCCGUUCCUGUUAUGAACGGUCGGUCUUUGGGACGUGCCCCACCAGCCUGGGCGGCGGCGGGUCAUCCGAUGGUGUUGGUGGCACAUCCAGCCGCAACACUACCUCACGCUCGACCGGCAACUAUGGGCCACCGAGGCAGAGUUCCGGCUGCAUUAGCUCCUGGACCUUUCCCACCUGUUCCUCCAUUAGGGAGAGGUCGCAUACAGUACGCAACAGUCGAUCCUAGACGCUCGAAACCUCCACCGCCAGCUAUGAAAGCCGCUCAAAGCAUGACAGGCUUGGAAGCAGUCGAGGAUGCUGGUGGUAUCUAUAGGAAGAAAGGACAUUUGAAUGAACGUGCUUUUUCUUAUAGCAUAAGACAAGAACACAGAAGUCGAUCGCACGGGUCUCUGGCUAAUCUAAAAUUCGCUGCUCCACCGGAGGUGGAGACAGGUCGAGAAGAAUUAAAGAAGGAGCGAGAGAUCAUGCAGCUGGUGGCUGGACUGCAGCUCAACUCCGACGAGGUUGAGCGUCGCGAAGUGCCGCCGCAUAUGAUUCGAGCCAGACAUGGGCCAAGAUAACAUUAGGCCACAGGCAGUGCCAUACAACGAUAAUAUUCGACGAACGAGCGCUGCUCAAAAAGGAUUAUUCAAAUAUCAAACAUGGAUUAUAUCAAGAAAGCGCUUUAAAAUAACGAUACGACAUGGAUACGAUUUGCCGAGGAGCACAUCGUUACACAGUAUUUAUGGUCGAAUCGUUAUCGAGUUAAUCGUAAUCGUUAUAUAGAAAGCGCUCUACAUUGCUAGUUGCAAGCUAUCGCACGGUUGCAGAAUACCGAUUGUUAAAUUGAAUCGACGUGAAUAUGUAUAGGUAACGAUUUAUACUCAUUUGCAUCGAUUUGUCACGAGCGUACUUUUCGGAUCAGAAUAGAAUACCAUCGAAAGUUAUCGACCAUUUCUGAACUCGUAUUUGUUAGCGAUGCCCUCAGUUUGUGGCUUCAAUGAAGACACCAAUAUCUACGAAAUUAACAUUUUUUUAUACAUGUACGCACUUGAAAAAAUGGAACGAAUUGUAUUUAAAAGUGUAUUUUCGUGUCCUUACGAUCUUUAUGUUAAACAUUCAGCUCUAGUUUUAUAUCUAAAUAUUAAUAUUUAUAUGAUAAUCAUAUUUUGAAAUAAAACUAAAAAUGGAACGAAUCGUAUUUAAAACAGUGUGGUUUCGUGUGCUCACGACCUUUACGUAAUACAUUUAAGCUGUACUUUUAUAUCACAAUACCUAGCUGUCACGAUGUAAAAUAACAACCAAGUUUUUUUUUAUAUUUUAAUGUUUGCAGGUCUCUUUAUUAUAUUACUUCUUAAUAUUUCAUUCACCUCUAUCUUUAUUAAAAUAAGUGAUAUUUAUCUUUAAGUGAAAUAUUAAUAUACUUAAGGUAUCCAAUUUCUCGUACCUUCCAUUAUUAAUGACUGUAUACCUAACAACCAACACAAUCAAUUACUUACAUCAUCAUUGCAAUGUGAAACGAUAAAAUCGUGAGUAGUUUGUUUCCGUAUAACUUAAACUAAAGGUUCAGUUUUGAGGUAUUAGUUAUUAUGGCGCUAUUUAAAAGUUCGUUUUUUUUGCAAUGAGCAAUAUAAUGUAUUUUUUUCCGUCCAUACUAUUAAUAUUUAAUAUUCAUGUAUACUAGAUUAUGCUAACAGUAAUAUUCCUGACACGUAUAACUUGAUUACCUCUAGGCAAGAGUGAAUAAGCUUUUACGAAUUUAUGGAAAUACGUAAGCCUGUCUGUUUCUUUGUUGUGUGCCGAAUUAACUUAUCUAAUAAAGAAAACAAACAAAUAAUUUAUACCUUUUUCUCAUGUUGGUAAAAAAUGGUGGAGUUAAAGAGUAGCGCCUAAGAACGACAGAGGAAAUGCAACGGUGUUUUACUAUUUUGUAUUAUUACUAUUUGAAAUUUAUAUGGUUUAACGUUGUUUGUUAGCAAUUAGUGAUGAAAGAAAUAAUUAGUGUUACGGACUUCCAACUAUUUGUUUUUAAUGGUCAGAUUGAAAUUGGUUAAAUGCCUCUAAUAGCGGAAAACGUAAUAAAAUAAUCGACGAUUUGAUAAUAUUUAAUUGCCUAAUGGAUGAAAUAACGCGUAUACUCGUCGCUGAGUUAAAUUAAUCAGUUACUGAUAUAAUAUGGUAAAUUAUAUAUUAUUGUAAGUAAUAAUUUCAAAACAUAGUAAGUUAUGAUCAAGGAUUUUUCUACUUAACAAGACAUCGACUGGAUUGACAGAAUCAAAUCACUAUAAUUAUAUAAAUAUUUCAAUGAUAAAUAAUACUUCAAUGCUAAAACUUAUAACUUAUAUAUUUUACAUUUUAUUAUAGGUACCAGUAUACAUAGUAAAUUCAUUUACAAAAUUAUGUUAUUAUUGCAAGGAAAACACCAUCGUGUAAGAUUUUAUUAAUUGUUUUCUUCAAAUCCUCUAUUAUUUCUGAAUUAUUAUUUAAACAAUUUAUAUUUUAAAGACAAACUAUGUAUAUGAGCGUUUGUAGUCUUUAAUUUAAAGUGAUUCUUUGACUCAAUCGUGAUAGUUAGAUAGAUUGUAUAGGAGAUGGAUACUAGAAGUAAAUUCUCUUGAUAUAAAAUCUUAAAGGCAAGGCCAAACCAACGAAUCUAGACCGCGUUCUCGAUGGCGUGUAAAAUAACGACCGGCUGACAGACGCUCCAGUUUGAGAAAGUUUUUUUUUUAAACUUAAACGAAAUUUCUAUUUAUUGCUCAACUCACCGAAUUAAGAACAUAUGGAAACCAUGUACACGACUAAUAUUAGAGCAUCAAAAAACGACUUGAGUAGUGUUUACUACUAAAGUGAAGUGGUUAGUUCUAAAAGUUGUGCAUAAAUAAUUGCAUGCAAUAAUGGCUGAAUAAGGGUUUUUAAUUCUGUGGCUCAAAUUGUGUUAUAUCUCGCUGACCAUCUGUUACUGUCAGCCAUCCUCUAAGAAACUUUACGUUAAUUGUGAGCGUUCAAGGUUGCUUGACAAUAGCUAUACUUGAUGAAGAACAUUUAUGAGGUCUGGGUUAGAGUGCGCUAUCCUGGAAAUUAUUAAUUUGCUUUUGCCUUGAAGGUAAGUACUCAAGUGAUAUAUGGCAGAAAAAACAGAUAAUGGUAGGGCGUUCUACAUCAUAGCGGUAUGCAUCAGAAACGUGUAUAAAAAUGCUUCGUGCGUGUUGUUUAAAUACCAAACACAUAAGAAUGCCAUUGCUUACUUUUCGCUGAUCCGUCGUAGAAUGGCGGUAGAAGACACUAGUAACUUGAGACGUUAUCAGUUUAUGUUUGAAUAGGUGACCAAUUACUCGCCAAAAAAUGAAUAUGGCACGUAUGUACGAAAUAUGCAAACCCCUUAAAAUUUCUUAUACGUCCUUCAAAGAAAUUUUAAGGGGUUUGCAUAUUUCGUAUGUAUAUAUGUAGUAGUUUUUAUUUACAUAGGCCAAAGAUGACUCUACACUGUAUUUGGAAUUUGCUAAUAGAGUUAUGAUUUGUGCUUAUUUUAUUCUUGCACACGUAUUCAAUUACAUUAUUAUGAAGUUUCAAACAGUGCAUCCUAAAUCUGCAUCCGCUUAUCAAAUUAUUAAACGAAUCCUUUUUCAAUAAUUAAUUUUUCAUUAUAUUAUUACCUGUAAUCCGAUCUUUACAAUAAUGAAUUGCUGAUGUCCUUUAAAUGAUUAAACGUAACAAUAAUGAACAGUUGAGAUAACUUUGUAACAUUGCAGUAUGAAUAUUAAAUAUUAUUGUUUCCUAGAAUUUUAAAUAGAUUUAUUGAGAUACUUUUAAAAUUAACGACAAUAAUAUAAAGAGCACCUCAACUUUAAAGCUGCAUGGAACAUUCAAUGAAGACAUGUCAGAAACGCUUUCCUUAAAAGCACGAACUAUUCUGAGGUCCUACGCUAAAUGCUAAUAUGGCAUUAACUUUAUUCAGUUCGAAAAUUUUGGUAAAUUUACUUUAACUGGUGGGUCUUCAAGUCCAUGAUUUACAAGCAUAACUUGCUAUAAUCUGCGACAUUUUAACCAAAAAAAUCCUUGGGGUGUAAUUUAUAAUUCCUUCAAUCUCUUAAAUUUAAUCAGAUUGCAAGAAUUUCAAAAUGCUUUUUGCUAAUAACAAUUGCUAAGUCCAAUUAAAAUUUUAGCAUUGUGUAGGCACUAGGCGUCCACCACUGAAAGGUGAAAUGUGCGAGGUUUUAAUAAUCUGGGUGGUGGGUCUUACACUAUGCGUUCCAUUGCUCUAUGAAAUUUCAUUGUAAAGUUUAUGAAUACAUACAUGUGUUAGACUUUAGUCACUUUGUAACAGAAAAGAUGUACCUACAUAGAUAUUGAAGUACAGAAUAUAACCUCAAUUUAUAGAGUUUAAGAUGUAUCGCCGUAUUUGUACAUUGCGACAUUGUACAAACAUCGUAGAUUUAAGUUGCAUAAAGUAGAGACAUAUUAGUAAAAAGAUUUACGAGUCUCAAGGCAAGGUGUCAAGCGAUCGACCAAUCACCAGCAAAGCAAGCAUUCGAAGAGUGAUUGUGUUGAUUGGUCACUCGCAGGACGCAAACUCGCAGGAUGGAGGAGGCGGUAUGGCGCUCGCUUUAGAAGAUCUUCUACAAAUAUCGACGUAGUUCGUAAUUACGAACUGUGUUAAUGUGUUAUUGUUCUCAUAUAUUCAUGCCUUAGGCACCUAUAGGAGUUUUACCUUGAUUUGAUGAUUUGUUUUAAUAUGUCUCUAGCUUAACAUAGUUUCUAUUAUUUUUAUGUAAAAUAUGUAUUUAGUAUUUUAACUUGCAUUUGUUAUGUCUAUUGCAAAAUCAUUUAAUUUUAUUAAUCAUAAUAUGUAUUUAAGAUAAACAUAAUAAAAUUUGUAUUUAAACGAAUAUCAUAUAACUAUAUGCAUGUGGCAUGUAAAUACAAUAUGAAAGAUCACAGCUAGGUGUUUGGUAAAUAUUUUAGGCUAUGAGUGCCAUUAAUAUUAUUUUGUUAUACUCUUUAUAAUCAUUGAAUUAAUAAAAAAAUCUAGUACUUAUAAUAAUAAGAAAUGUAAUAGGAAUUGUUUGUAUAAAGGUUUAUUUUUAACAUUAAAUUCUAAGUCUAUUUCAAAGAUUAAGCAACGAUUGUAUCCCAUUCAUUCCAUUAUUUUUAUAG